GGUUAACCACUUCAGCCUACCAAAAUGCCACUUCUUCUACUACUAGUACUACUAUUACAUGUUGUCCCUUGAGCAAUCCAACCUCAACAAGAGAGAAGAAGAGACCAUGCAUUUAUACCCAUCAUUUCCUCUGUCCUUUCUUUCAUACUACAAGUCUGAGUAAUUGAGAGUGUCUGUGUGCCCAGAAAUGAAGAGGUCUCCUAGUUAUUCCUGCUCUUCUUCCUCUUCUUCUUCAUCAUCCUCAUGUGUUGGCCCUGAGAUUCCAACCAACCUGAAGCAAUCAGACAAACCCAAACCCAAACCCAAACGCAGUAGAAAAACCCACAACAAGUCUGCUGAGAAAUGCCCAAACUCGGGUAGAAGAAGCUCAAUUUACAGAGGGGUCACCAGGCAUAGAUGGACUGGAAGGUAUGAAGCUCAUCUCUGGGACAAGGCUUCCUGGAAUGACAUUCAGAAAAAGAAAGGACGGCAAGUCUAUUUGGGGGCCUAUGAUAGUGAGGAUGCUGCUGCUCAUACAUAUGAUCUUGCUGCACUUAAGUAUUGGGGUCCUGGAACCAUCCUCAAUUUCCCGCUAGAGACAUACACCAAGGAACUUGAUGAAAUGCAGAAGGUGUCCAAGGAAGAAUACUUGGCUUCUUUGCGCCGCCGGAGUAGUGGGUUUUCUAGAGGGGUGUCAAAGUAUCGCGGCGUGGCUAGGCAUCAUCAUAACGGGCGAUGGGAGGCACGAAUUGGAAGAGUGUUUGGAAACAAGUACUUGUACCUGGGAACUUACAACACACAAGAAGAGGCAGCAGCAGCAUAUGAUAUGGCAGCUAUAGAGUACAGGGGAACAAAUGCAGUGACCAAUUUUGAUAUCAGCAACUACAUUGACAGACUCAAGAGUUUAGAACCACAAGAUCCACCUGCCUCCCAUGUAGCACAAGAACAAGUCCAAGUAAAACAAGAAGUACAUCAAUUUCAACCACAGCCACAAGAACGACAAGAGCAGCAUCAACAAGAACCAAAGGUAGAACAAAUAUUGGUCGCCCCCAAACUUCAGUAUCCACAGGUUUCGCCUUGCAUAGAAAGUAGUACUACUACAAUGCAGGAUGUCAUGGAUCCUACGAACGAGCAUCAGUCCCAGUUCAGUUGGAACUUUUUGGACACUCUUCUUCCCGUUCCUGACAUCCCACUGGAUAAUAAGCCCUCAGAUAUACCAGACUUGUUUGAGGACUUGGGAUUUGAAGAGAAUUUUGACUUGAUAUUCGGAGGUGCAACUGAUAUCAAUUUGAGUGGCUUUUUGGGGGACACCGCAGCUUGUGUGCCUGGAAACUUGGAUGAUAAUGGCUCUCCUUCUCCUUGUCCAUCUUCAACUACUACAUCGGUUUCUUCUAACUACUCUGUAUAAAGAGGCCCAAUUUUGAGGCUGGAUUGUUGGGGUUGUUUUAUUUUGUUGUGGUUCGUUAUGGAGAAAAUGAGUGGGUUGGUCGAAGGGAGGGAAGGUGGAUAACAUAUAUUUUCAGAGUUUUAUGUAUCUUUGGUUUUGAUCAGAUGAAUAGAAAAUUUCUC
Messenger RNA from Argentina anserina (silverweed cinquefoil), 1548 nucleotides. Its product is annotated as ethylene-responsive transcription factor WRI1. The record is from RefSeq and is a predicted model, not a curated record. Gene Ontology annotation, molecular function: DNA binding; DNA-binding transcription factor activity. The transcript is spliced from 7 exons. Lineage: Eukaryota; Viridiplantae; Streptophyta; Magnoliopsida; Rosales; Rosaceae. Gene Ontology annotation, biological process: regulation of DNA-templated transcription. Bases 188 to 1387 code for a protein of 399 amino acids.